AUGGAGGGCAGAAGUCUUGCACCCACUCACUUUCACUGUCACACCUACAAGCAUUCCCAGACCAGAGAGGACAUAGAUGAGGAGUGCAUGCUCAUCUUAGUAGUGACACUUGCCUUAGAUUUUGUUAAUGUUGAGGUCAUUUUUUACAAAAGGUUCUCAGAUAUAUCCUCUAGGAAUAAUGGAAAAUGUGUAAAAACACUGAAAGGACACAGUAAUUAUGUGUUCUGUUGCAACUUCAAUCCCCAGUCAAAUCUCAUUGUUUCAGGCUCUUUUGAUGAGAGUGUACGAAUAUGGGAUGUCAAGACAGGCAAAUGUCUGAAAACCCUACCUGCACAUUCUGAUCCAGUCAGUGCUGUUAACUUCAAUCGGGAUGGAACCCUAAUAGUGUCCAGCAGCUAUGACGGUUUAUGUCGAAUUUGGGACACCACCUCUGGCCAGUGUCUAAAAACUCUAAUAGAUGAUGACAAUCCUCCAGUAUCCUUUGUGAAAUUCUCUCCUAAUGGCAAAUAUAUUCUUGCUGCUACUCUUGACAACACCCUAAAGUUAUGGGAUUACAGUAAAGGAAAAUGCUUGAAAACUUACACUGGCCAUAAAAAUGAGAAAUAUUGUAUCUUUGCAAAUUUCUCAGUGACUGGAGGAAAGGUGAGUGCUACAGUGUUAGUGACUGGAGGAAAGUGGAUUGUUUCUGGUUCAGAAGACAACUAUAUCUAUAUAUGGAACCUGCAAACCAAAGAAAUUGUGCAGAAGCUUGAAGGUCAUUCAGUGAGCAGCCAAGUCCACCCUGCUGCUAUCCUCCAACCACCUGGCCAAGGCGACGCGGUCGGCUACGGGCGAAUCUUCUGGCAGCUGCCCCUUCGCCGGUGUCGCCGCCUCCAGCAGCAGACCCCGGCCGCCACCCCGCCGGCCGCCGCCCCCAGCUGCCCGUAUGCCGCCCCCCACCACCCAGCCGCCCUCACGGCGCCCCCCCCCCCCCGCGGCACUCUUCAGCUGGCCCUCGCCACUGGCCAGCAGUCUCUCCCAGUCGCGGACGCUCCUCCACGUAACUUCUGCCGGCCCCUCCAGUUUCCUGCUGUUACCUGGAGCCCUCCCACUGGCCUCGUCCCGCCUCCAUCUACAGCUCUUCAUUGGGGAUUACCUACGGUCCAUCGCCCAGGAUUAACACUGUCAUCCGUGGAUUACUUACAGUGCGGUGCCAAGGAUAACGUACAGUUCGUUCAGUGGUGAGUACAGUGCCAAGGAUAACGUACAGUUCGUUCAGUGGUGAGUGAAGUGACAUUGCCCCAAUUCGGCAUCUCUCACCGCUGUGGCACCCGGUCACACCGGCGCCUCACGCCUUCACUCCUCACCGCUGUGGCUCCCGGACUUUCCGGCGCCUGUAGUGUACUUUACACAGUCACGUGGUGGUCCACUCAGCACAAUGCCUGAUGACGUCGACUCCGUAGCCUUCAGUGAUCCUCCGUUCAUCAGCCAGGACCCUUCCACGUGGUUCUCCAUCCUGGAAUGUAACUUCAAGGCUUCCAAGAUAACAGUAAGUCUAACCAAGUUCGUGAAGGCCUCUACAGUACUACCAGCUGACGUUCAUUUCACAAGUUGCUGAUAUCGUCAGUGCUGCCAGCACUUCUGCUUCGCCCUAUGAAGACCUCAAAGCUGCUGUUCUGCAACGCCUACAAUCUACAGUGUCGGGGCGCCUCCAGGAGCUUCUGUCAAAAGAAGAAUUUGGUGGUGAAAAGCCCACAGACCUUCUUCGCCGCAUGAAGAAGCUGCUUGGCAACAAGUACACCUCCUUCGACAAGGAACUCUUCUUACAGCUGUUCUACCAACGCCUGCCUCCUGACACUCAACGCUGCCUCUUCACUGUCAAGAACAAGCUCUCAGUAGACGAGCUUGCCACUCUCGCCGAUGAAUUCAUGGCUACCCUUCCACAAGGUCAACCAGCUGCAGUAGCCUCCAUCU
Messenger RNA from Scylla paramamosain (green mud crab), 1953 nucleotides. RefSeq lists its product as uncharacterized. Bases 1 to 1224 code for a protein of 407 amino acids. Gene Ontology annotation, cellular component: Set1C/COMPASS complex. The record is from RefSeq and is a predicted model, not a curated record. Lineage: Eukaryota; Metazoa; Arthropoda; Malacostraca; Decapoda; Portunidae. The transcript has 7 exons. Gene Ontology annotation, molecular function: histone binding.